AUGGCGGAGCCCGAUCCUCUCCCACGACGUUCCUCGUCCCUAGCUUCCUCUGGGUCGACCAGGAGCCAAAGGGCUAGAAAAUUGCGCCCUCAGGCGCACAAGCGACAUUCGACUUCCUCAAACAACACGACCGACCUCACGUCCUUCCCUUCGCUUUCCCCGCCAGAUCACACCCCCACUUUGACACGAGGCUUGGCGAAUACGCUGAUGGGGAGCGAGGAUGCAGACAGGCCAAAAGAGACCGGUCGUGGGCGCAAAGCCACUUUAGCAAAGUUGACAACCGGUGUGUCUCAUACAGGCCGGGCAGCGCUGUUUGACGAUUCGGUUCCCACCCACGAUAUCCCUGGAGCUCUUCAUCUGGCGGACGACGCACCCAUAGAGAGAUUGAUCGCAAGUACCGGGGCCGUGAAACUAGUAAGGCAGUAUGCUCGCGAUCUGGCUCAACGGGACGCCGAAAUUUCCGCUUUGAGACAACGUGCCGAUGUCAGAGAGCGAGAAUUGAAACGCAUGCUCCGCGAAGUCUCCGUGUCUAACCAGGAUAUUGAACGCCGCCUGUACCAAUCGGAAAAUACUUUGGACGAUCGCACCUCGGAUGGAGAGAGUAGUCACAGUGGUGAUCAAGGCUCUCAACACUCGUCGGGGCUGAAUGGACUCAUGUCUCAAGCCAUGACAGAUGCGGUGGGCUCUCAGGCCGACGGGGAUACACAUGUAUUACCUGAACAUCUCGCCACCAUUCGGGCGCAACGGUCUGACGGUGAUGCUCGUUCGACUGAUCUGGGCCCUAACCGAAAACGACAAGGAUCUCUUCGCGGCUGGCAAGAGUACUUGUUUGGUUCAACCAACCCGAGCCGCAAGACGAGCCGGGCGAGCAGCAUCAUAAGCGACAUGAAAGAGGUGGAGGAGGAAAAUUCCGAAGGAUUUCGAGUACCAAGUAACCCUUCAAAUCGACGCAAAGGGCUUGAUGAUCAAUUGUUCCAGCCUCCCAGUGGGCUUCCAGUGAGCGAAGCGACCGGGAAGCGACUCGCUGCAACCAAUGGUGACGAUGCAAGCAUUCAUUCGCGCAAGUCUUCACGGUCGCUUGGAUCAUGGACUGUUAAGUUGUUUGCCGGGAAUUCGCAAGCAAAAGACAACAGCGACACUGAGAGCAUUCGGAGCAAGCCUGCAGUCGAUCAGAACGUUCCCUCUGGAAACUCCAAGGGAGGGAUGACUGCAGUUGCUGCGCUGAAGCGGAUCAACAGCAAUACCAAUGUUCCAUCAUUAAGAUCUAACGGGGCGAACUCCACUACCAAGAUGAACCCUUCAAAUCGAAGAAGCGUCGCGGCGGGAAGUGUGUCACAGGGUGCAACAUCCGAUGGCGCAGGGAGCUCGACUAAUCUUGGCCCCGUCGAAAUGGAUGCUAUUCUACCCAUGGAAUCGCGCCCUCCUACUCUGGCACCUAUCUAUAAUAAAUCCCAGUCUGGCGAGUUUCUUACCGACAGAUUUGGGUUUAUUUAUGACCAGCGCCGAAAGCGACGUCAAAGAGAGGCUACCACGGCAAAGCCCACCAAGCCUACCUUGAGUAUUGCGGAGACACUCGGAAACCUUCGUAGUGAUUCAUCAGAUGAGGAUGAUGAUCUCGGCACUCGAAAACCCGAAUCGAUCAAAACUCCAACCUCUCCUACUUUCUCGCCUGAUGACCCUGAAGGCGGAUCAGUUGGACUGCGUCGCUGGCAGGACUACUUGAAAAUUCCAUCUCGCCCGACAGAACUGCUUUCUCAUACGCCUUCAACAGCCCCGAUUGUAUCUCUGACGGACGCAGCAGAAAGUCGCCCGCACAGUUCUUCCGUCUCGACGGAUAAAGGCUUGUCGGUCAACCCCAGUCCCCAGCCUUCCGCAACUACCUCGGCCGUCACUGCCGAUCGUCCCGAAUUUGCUGGAACCGGUUCCAAUGACCCUGUCUCCAUAAGCAGGGCCGGUACCGCCGAAAUAGAGCCUGUCAAAUUACUAUUGGAGCAACUCACUGAUCUCCACGAUGCAUUACAACGAGAUCGUACUGUGCGGUGGAAUGAAUUUCUCCGCAAAGUCCGUGCCGAGCGCCGAAAGGAAGGCGAAGCUGCAGCUGCAGCGUCUUCUGACCGAGCCGUCACUACAGUAGACACACCAGAGGCAACUCUCACUGAUGGCGAAGUGGUUGGAAUUGCAGGACUGGGAAACAAGGGCAAAGUAGGCCGUGCUAAGUGGCGCGAAUUCCGCACGCUUGUUCUUGGCGGUAUUCCCGUUGCUCUGAGGGCCAAGGUGUGGUCCGAGUGCAGCGGGGCCUCCGCUAUGCGCAUUCCAGGAUACUACGAUGAUCUUGUCCGCGGGGUUGGAGGGACCGAGCCAGACUCUACCGUCGUGGCGCAAAUUGACAUGGAUAUUCGGCGUACUCUGACCGACAAUGUCUUCUUCCGCAAAGGGCCUGGCGUUGCGAAACUCAAGGAGGUGCUCUUGGCAUACUCACGCCGCAAUGCGGAGGUCGGAUACUGCCAGGGUAUGAACCUUAUCGCCGCGUCCCUUUUGCUCAUCAUGCCUACCGCUGAAGAUGCAUUCUGGAUAUUGGUAUCGAUGAUUGAGAUCAUUCUCCCUCAGCAUUACUAUGACCACGGUCUAUUAGCGUCUCGCGCCGAUCAAGUCGUGCUACGGCAGUACAUCUCGGAGCUAUUGCCGAAGCUUUCGGCGCACCUAGAGAACCUGGGCAUCGAAUUAGAAGCACUAACUUUCCAAUGGUUCUUGUCUGUCUUCACCGACUGUCUCUCCGCAGAAGCUCUGUACCGUGUCUGGGAUGUGGUUCUCUGUCUCAAUGUGACGAGCUCCAUCACGCCUAACGGUGUCAAGGAUGGAAGCGACAAAGCUACCCCGACACCUGAAGACCUUGCCUCCGGCAGCGGAGGUGGUAGUACGUUCUUGUUCCAGGUGGCCCUGGCCCUGCUUAAGCUCAAUGAGCCACAACUACUCACCACUUGCUCGACACCUGCUGCCCUAUACACCUACAUCAAUCACCAAAUGACCAAUCAUGCCAUCAGCAUCGAUGGACUGAUCCAUGCCAGUGAGGCACUACGCAACAUGGUACGACGAGAAGAUGUCCUUUCUCGCCGCGCCGUAGCUCUCCGCGAGAUGCGUGAGUUCGGUAGCCAUUGA
Penicillium longicatenatum is the source of this 3156-nucleotide messenger RNA. Its product is annotated as TBC domain-containing protein. Lineage: Eukaryota; Fungi; Ascomycota; Eurotiomycetes; Eurotiales; Aspergillaceae. Bases 1 to 3156 code for a protein of 1051 amino acids. The transcript has a single exon. The record is from RefSeq and is a predicted model, not a curated record.